Messenger RNA from Malaclemys terrapin pileata, 6970 nucleotides. RefSeq names its product tetratricopeptide repeat domain 6 (gene TTC6). The record is from RefSeq and is a predicted model, not a curated record. The transcript has 33 exons. NCBI's taxonomy places the organism in Eukaryota, Metazoa, Chordata, Testudines, Emydidae. Bases 111 to 6206 code for a protein of 2031 amino acids. Gene Ontology annotation, molecular function: protein binding.
CGCCGCCCCGCGGGAAGGGCUGUGGCUGCGGCUCUCCCUGCCCUGCAGCCCGGGGACGCAGGCUGUGCCCAGCUGUCUCCCCGGGGGCAGGCCACAUACAGUAAGAGGAAAUGGCUAGAAAACACGAGCACUUUGGACUAAGUUAUCUAGAAGAACUAAAUAUGAUUAAGGAGCGUGAGAUUAUAUGCAAGGAAUCUCGGCAGGAUUUUCUUAAAUUCAAACAAGCAGUAGCUACUGCUCAUACAAAUGUGAGCACUCAGCCCUUCCUGGAAGAUUUAACAUCAGAUCAGUCACAUCAGUUAGAGCAGUAUCAUCUUCAGAGGUCAGAGAGUCCACAUAAGCCUAUCACUAAUAUAAAUAAAAAUGUUCCUAAUGAAUUCAUUGGCACUUCUGAAAUUUACAGAAAAGUAAGGAUCUCUCCUGAAGUAAGAGACCUGAAAAAACAAACUCAUGAUCUCAGCAUGAUGACACAAAGAAAUAAAUCUUCUGUAAAAGAGGACAGUGCUGACAAAAAUCAGAAAAGUUACUCUGAAAAAAUAAAUAUGGAAAAUAGUAGUUGUAGUCAUGAAAGUACAAGUGUAAAGAUGCCAGUAAUAGCAUCUUUAGCAGGUACCACUAAAAAAAUCACUAUGUUAAAACAACCAGCACCACCUCGGAAGCCUAAAUAUCGCAAACUUAUUCUUCGUCCAAGACUAGUAACUUAUAACACCCCAAUUCUGUUACAGAAAGUCAAAGAUACUAGAAAAGUGCAGAGUAGAGCCCAUUCUCUAAAGAUAAACAUUCAGACUGUAAAAACAAAUAGAACCAAAGAAGCUAGCAAUGACAGUAAAGAAAGUGAUGAAUCUAGUUCUACAGAUUCUGAUUCAAGUGAAAAGGCUUCUAAACAGAAAAAAGUUAUUAGGAAAAAAGAUAAGAAAGUAUGCAGAGAACUUUCAAAAGCAAGUCAACAAGAUUCAGUUGUUGAGCCGGGAAGAGUACUGAGUAAAAGAAGCAGUGUCUCCUGCAGCCAUCCAAGUGUGAGGUCUGCUUCAGAGCAGUUGGAAGAGGCUAGAGACAUAACUAGACCAGACACUUCAAAAAUAUACGAGGAGAACUUCCAGCAGAGCAAACCAGAAGAGCUCACUUCCACACCAAAGUUGCCUGUGAGAGUGGUUGCAAGGUCUAUUGAUGAAAUAAUUGCUUCUCUGCGGUCUACUUUUCAGUCUCCCUCAGACCAGAUGAUCAAAGAACUCCUGGAGAGUGUUCUUGGCCGGAACUACAGCAUAAAAAUGGAAACAUCAGCUGAAUCUCAGGAAAAGAAGACUGAAUCUCAAGCUAAUGAAGAAAUAGUGACAGGUUUUCAGCAACCGAGCCUGACCAAAGAAUCACUUAGUGGAACAACUCCUUUUCAGGCACCAGGAACUUCACAUCCACUUUCAGAGGAUAUGCCUAGUUCUGUAGAAACCGAGGAAUAUAAAUUAAAGUUCUCUUCUUCAGACAUUUCACCCUUAUAUGAACCAGUUUUUCCAGUGCCUAAAAUUUCAGAGGAUGAAGAGAGAAAACAAGAAUCACAGACAACUGUAACAUUGCCUUUAGAGGCUGUAUCCUCAGACAUACUACAGGUGAAAGGAGAAGCAAUCAUAAAGGCUAAACCAUUUGAAGUUCAGCAAAAGCUAUCAGAAGAAUAUCUCCAGCAACAGCAAUCACUGUCUUCGCUGUCCACAUGGACUCCAGAGAUCAAAGGUCAACAUUAUCCAGUUAUUCAUCACCUGUGUACUGCUUCUCCUAGUUAUGCAUUGCCUGCUGAUCUACAGCUGGCUUCAAGAGUAUAUCAUACUUUCGACAGAAAAGGGCAUUAUCUUUUAUUUACAGCAGAGGAUCUGGACCACCAGGAGGAAGCAUCACUCUGCUCAGAAAAUAUUACUUUUCAAGAACAAAUAGAAAGAAAUAGAAUUUGUUGUUAUGGAGUUCCUGUUUCAGAACUAUACCAGGAUAAUCAGAAAGAUGGAAUUAAUGUUUUGCCUCCUCAUACAUCAAAAAGUCUAACAGAAUGGCAAAAAGUAGCUGCCUAUUAUGUUGAAAAGCCACGACUGGAACUGUUAGGAGAGAAAGUUUCUGUUCAUCCGGGAACUCUAAAAAUGUUUUGGGCUCCAGCUCCACCAAAAUUUUCUGCUCCACUAUCUUUCAUGAAGGAAACCUUAUUUCCUACGUAUGAGAGCAAUGUUAUUGAGGGUGUUGUAACUGAAGACUUUUCUGCUGACCUUCAAGAUGAAGAAGACUCAGAGUCUGAGGAUGAUCUUGACAUCUACAGUUAUAUGGUGGCAAAAAGCACACUAAGAAGAUGCCAUUCCUGCCCAGAUUUUUAUGCCACUGAAAAACUAAAGAUAAGUUUUAUUAAAAGAUCAGUCUCUGCACCAGAUAUGUCUGCUUUCAAAGACAGAACAGUGUUAAAGAUUUCUGCUAAUUUCAAAACCAGCAUGAAAGAGUUGAAGGUUAUGAAGGAAAAGAUAUCUGAGCCAGAGGUUGAGACAGAGAUUGAGAAAAGCUCCCCUGCUAAGCACCUAUUGACUAAAAGCUGUGAUGAGCCUUUACCAACACUGGUAGACAUACCAAUGGAAAGAAACCCUAUUUUUACCGGACAAGAGGAUAGUGAUGAUGACAUGGUUCUUGCUGAGAGAGCUCGAAAAGCUGGGAUUAAGUACAUUAUUUUCCCCCCAAAAAAGAAAACAAAGAAAUCAAAGAAAAUGAUAGACCGUGGAAAAUUAAAAGCUAUGGCUGAGGGAUUAAAACAACCCUCGAAGAUUCUUAAAAGCUCUGUAUCCCUUGGAAGACUGCAUAUACAGAAUAAAUUCAGUAUCAGAGUAUCUCUGGCAGUCCAACGUUAUCGAAGUCCCAGUCUCCCUUGUUUGUUAGAUUUUGAGAAAUUUGCAAAAAGGAAAGGUGGAAUUCCAAAAGACCUUGAUGAUCGUGAGUGGGUCAGAGGAAUCUGGAAUAGCUGGUUCGAUGAGGCUUUCCCUCCUAGUAGGGCUUCUACUGAGGAAAAAGAUGCUAAAGUACUAACAGACACUAAGAAGGUGGACUCUGCAGAACAAGGAAAACCUGAUCUAGAAAUAGAUCUAAUGGACUCAGCGAAUCCUGUUUUGGUAGAAGAUCUUGCUGAUAUUGAAGAUUUGGAAACAGAAAUCAAUAGACUAACACUGUUGAUUGAAAACGAAGGAAAUUCCUUAGCAUUUCACUAUUGUAGACGUGGAGCAAUAAACAGGAAAUUAGGCAAGUUAAAGUCAGCCAUGGAUGAUUUGGAAAAAGCCAUAAGCUUAGAACCACUUCUACUUAAUGCUUAUUGGCACAGGCAUUUGAUUUACCUCUUUCAAGAAAAAAAUCAAGCUGCCUUGGAUGACCUGAAUUUUAUAAUUAAAUGGAACAAAAAUAAUGCGGAUGCAUAUCUGUCAAAGGCUGAAAUUUACAGAAAUCAAGGCAAUAAUGCAUUGGCAAUCAUAAAUUGCACUUUAGCAGUGAAAUGCAACCCUACAGAUGAUGACAUUUAUUUCAGGAGAGCUGAGUUGUUGGAAGAGGAAGAGGAUUUAUUAUUGGCAAUGGAUGAUUAUGCCAAAUGUUUUCAGUAUAAUCCAAAAAGAACAGAUGCACUUAUGAAACAUGGAAUACAUUUCUUUGAGAAAUCAAUUUGGACUAUAGCUCUUCAAGAUUUUACAGCUGUGAUUAAGGAAGAUCCCAGCAAUGUUCAAGCAAGGAUAUAUCGAGGAAGAACAUAUGCUAAACGACAGCAGUAUAAAAAUGCAACCGAAGACUUUUCUGCUGCAGUUCAUCUAGACCCUUCUAAUUGGUUAGCAUUCUAUUGCAGAGGUUGCAUACUGCGAAAGAUUGAUCCAAAAAAAGCUCUGCAGGACUUCAGUGUUUCUGUGCUCCUCAAUGACUCUUUUGAAAAUCUCAGUUCUUUCAUUCACCGUGGGAUCUUAUAUUCAGAACAAUGUCAAUGGUCACUAGCAAUCUGUGACUUUGAAAAUGCACUGGCUCUGGACAGUGGUAUUGCCUUGGCUUACAUAAAUAUUGGCUUGAUAUUACUGUUACAUCUGGAUCAUUACUAUGAAGCUAUUCGACAGUUCUCUAAAGCCAUUGAAGUUGAUCCCACAAACGUUAGAGUUUAUAUUUGUAGAGCUCAAGCAUAUCAUCAGGUGCACAAUUUACAGCAUGCAUUAAGAGAUAUAAAUCGAGCCAUUCAUCUUUAUCCCACUGAAUCCUAUUUAUGCAUAAUAAGUAGUACCUCACUGGUGUUACCUCUGGUAUGGAGAGAAGGAUCCAGCAUGAUAUACAGGAUGCAGCAUGACAAAGUACAUGCAAGGGGACAGUAUUUAAUUGAGAUGAAGGAAUAUAAACUUGCAAGCUUCUGUAUUCUUCAAGUAGCAGAAAUGGGCGACGUAUCCUUUAAAACCUCUCCUGUUCAGCAAGCGCUCGUUCAGUCAUUUUGUCAAAAUCACAGUAACGCUAUAGAGUGCUUACUUGAGGUUAUUGCAAAUCAGCCUGCGCCUUCCAUGUUUGUUCUGCUAGGAAAAAUACAAAUGAAAGCCAAGAAAACCAAGGAUGCUGUGGAAAGUUUUCAACAAGCAUUAAAGAUGCUGACUUCUUCAGCAAAAAUCUUGCCUAAUACAUUUGAGGCUGCAGAAAUUUAUUAUUUCUUGGGCCUGUGCUAUAUGGAGCAAGUCAGUUUAUUACAGGCCUAUGAAGCUUUUACUCUUGCUGUCAAGGUAUACUCAAAUUAUUCUGAUGCUUUUUAUCAGCGAGGACUGUGCAGAAUGCAACUCAACCAAGCUAAGUGCAUCCAAGAUUUCAAUCGAGCGCUUGCCAUUAAUCCAAAACAUUUUCAGGCAUAUUUAAGUCGUGCUGCUUACUAUGGUAGCAAGGGACGAUACUCCAAGGCCAUUCUGAAUUGUAACGAGGCUAUCAAAAUUCAUCCUGACAGCGUGAGAGCCUAUCUCUACAGAGGAACUUUGAAAUAUCAUAAUAAGACAUACAAAAAUGCCAUUGAAGACUUAACCAAAACUAUUGACUUGGACAAAAUCUGCAUUUUGGCAUAUUACAACAGAGCAAUCUGUUAUCACCAAAUAAAGGACUAUAGAAAGGCUUUGAAAGACUAUGGAAUUCUUCUUCUUCUUGAAUCGAGUCAGGAAAUUGUCUUGACAGUAUUAAUUAACCGUGCACUACUCUAUGUGGAACUGGAAGACUACUUUAAUGCAUUAGAGGACUUUAAAGAGGCUUCAUUGCGUAAUCCAAGAAAUAGUGAGAUUUAUCAAGCUAUUGGAAUCUGCUACCACAGACUUGAGCAGUAUGAAGAAGCUGUGAAUUCAUUUACCCAAGUGCUUAAACUAGAUCCCUUUUCUCUGGAUGCCUAUGUUGCAAGAGGAAAUUCAUACAUGGAAUAUGGUCAUGAAGUUGGCAACACCCAAGCACAGAAAGACUUCCUGAAAGCAUUGCAUCUUAACCCAAAGUGUGUGAAAGCCAGAAUUUGCUUAGGAUACAAUUUACAGGCCUUUGGAAAGUUUCAGAAAGCUUGGAAUCAAUUUACAGUUGCCAUUGACAUUGAUCCAAAAUGCCAUAUUGCCUAUGACGGACGAGCUGUGAUCUGUCUUCAGAUGGGUGAUACUUUUGCUGCAUUUCAAGAUACAAAUGCAGCACUAAAGCUCACUACCACUGCUCAGCUGCUUACAAACCGGGGUGUCAUUAACCAGUUUAUGGGUUACUUAAACUGUGCUAUGAAAGAUUAUCAGCAAGCAAUUUCCAUCAACCCUGGCUAUGCUUUAGCCUAUUUCAAUGCAGCAAAUAUCUACUUUCAUCACAGGCAAUUUUCACAGGCCAAUUCCUACUAUUCCAAGGCAUUACAGCUUGACCCACAAAAUGAAUCUGCAGUCCUGAAUCGAGCUAUUACAAAUACAUUAUUACAAAAUAUCGAAGAAGCAAAAGAAGAUUUUGAGAAGGCAAUUUGUCUCUGCCCUUUCUCUGCAGCAGUGUACUUUAACAGGGCAAACCUCUAUAGAACAUUAAAGCAAUAUGAGCUAGCUGAGAAGGAUAUUUCAACAGCAUUGUCAAUUCAACCUAAUGACGCUUUGAUGUAUAAACUAAGAGCUGAUGUUCGUGGUAAAAUGGGAUUCAGUGAAGAAGCCAUUGCUGAUUACAAGCAAGCAAUCAGCAUUCAAGAAAUGAUCGAUGCAAUGUGAAAAGAUUCCAGUUCCUGCAAAACAUGAUAACAAGUUAGAUCUAUUUACAGAGAUUUGCCUUAUUUAAAUGAGAGAUAUUUGUUUAAUUAUAUCUCAAAUACUAUUUAGAAGAAUGUAUUAUGUUAGCACUAGGCUUGGCACAAAAGGUUAGUUUUUAUACUUGAAAAAAUUGUUAAUACUGUGAUAAACCAUCUUCAUUUUUAGACGAACUUCUGCACAUGUUAUCUUCCUGAAUAAUUUAAUUGCUUGAUUCAGUGCAAAAAUGGAACAGAACUAUUUAAGAACAGAAUGCUAGCAUUAAAGAAGUAAUUUCACAAAGAGAACAAUAGAUUGUCUUUAUUGAUUGGCACCAAAUGGCAGUGGGAGAACGAAACACAGGCAAAGGAAUAAAUAUCAUCGUGGAAGGCCUCAUCUUUAUUUAUUUGGGUCCAAUGUGACGUUAAAUGGCAAAAUAACCAAUAUUUAAGUUUGACCCCCUUUCAUCCAACCCUUAGGAUUCAGCCCACCUCUGAUUCCUCUCUCCCUCUCCCAGUGAUAGGGAAUGAGUGUACACACAAGGUGUACCUGAGUCUUUGCUGACUUCAAAUCUUCCUUUCUAUUUUAGGUUAAUAUGGUCCACCUGCCAUCUCCUGGACCUCUUACACAUUUGCCCCUGAGAGCUGGCCCCUUUGAGGUUCUUACCUACACUGGACACCAGCUAUAAAAUGCAACACAAUUAACAAACUGCACUAGUUAAAUUUACAAUGUGUAAAUUAUUGUUCUUU